UCACCACGGGCCAUACGUGACCAACACCAACCACAAAUAGGGACACAACUUUUAACCACUCUAAUCAUCAACCAAAUGAUAGAACCUUGUGACUUGUGAGGCCAAUAUCGUUUUGGUUCCUUUUCGAAUCACUUUUGUUUUUUAAAUUAUACUAUUAAAUCCGAGAAAAGCCUCUUGGAAUUAUCGCUCUAAGUGUAAUAUAAUACAUUUGUCUCUUUGUUUCAAUCUCAUAGGGUCCUUUGUAUGGGAGCGAAGGAACGAUCAACACAAUGAUUACCAGCACCAAAACCCACAUCAGGUAACGAGAAUGUCAAAACUGGCGGCCAUUUUAGGGGAUCAACUGCUUCCAUCUCAACUAGGUAAGAGGAGUUGCACUAAGUUGAUCCUUAUUCUGAGCUAUGGACAUAUUAAAACAGACGUCUAAACGCAGAGGAGUCUAUAAGUGGUUUAAGAGGAAGAACAAGAGAGCUGAUGAUCCAUUUCAUUUCAUCAGUGAAGCUUCAGAUGAUUAUGAAGAUGGAAGUGACGACUACACCGCUGAGGCUCUCACAAGGUCCUUGGGGAGAGUCAUAGCAAAUAAGUUAAGAAUAUUUGUGGGAACAUGGAACGUAGGCGGAAGGUCUCCGGUAGGGAGCUUAACUGUAGAUUUGGACGAAUGGUUAAAUCCCAUGGAUGCUGCUGAUCUCUAUGUUCUAGGAUUUCAAGAGAUAGUACCUCUAACGGCUCAAACGAUAUUUGGAGCAGAAGAUCCUACCAAAGCAACAAACUGGAACCUGCUGAUAGGGAAAACCCUAAAUGACAAAUAUGGAUGCCCAUGGUUGACGCCCAUGUUAAAUUCAGUUUCAAGUGACAACUAUGAUCACUACACAAUGACCCCACAGUCCGAAAGGGUAAGUUUUAGCAGCAGUCCUGGCACCCCAAUCAGAGAGUGCCCCGGCACUCGACAUGAGAAGCCAUACAAGGGCAGCAAGUAUAAGCUAAUGGCAAGCAAGAAAAUGGUGGGAGUGUUUAUCAGUGUAUGGAUGAAGAGGGAAUUGCUCAGAAAGUAUUGCAUAUCAAAUGUGAAAGUCAGUUCUGUGCCUUGUGGCUUUAUGGGGUGGCUGGGAAACAAAGGUUCAGUUUCUGUUAGCAUGUCAAUUGAAGGAACCACUUUUUGCUUCAUUGCAGCACACUUAGCAUCUGGUGAGAAGAAAGGGGAUGAAGUUCGAAGAAACCGCCAAGUCUCCAAGAUUUUCAGGCGAACUACUUUCCCCAGAUCGUCUAAAGAUGAUGACAUUCCUCAUCCUCUGUCAAUCUUAGGACACGAUAAGAUCUUCUGGUUAGGAGAUCUCAACUAUAGAUUAUACGUGGGAGACAAUUUUGCAAGGAAUCUGAUAAAGAAGCAAGACUGGAGAGCACUGCAAGAGUUUGAUCAGCUUCGGAAGGAACUAGAAGAAGGUGGAGUAUUUCAAGGUUGGAGUGAGGGAAACAUAGAAUUUGCACCAACAUACAAGUAUUCUGCAUCAUACUUCAAUCGGUAUUCGGGUGGCCUUCCAAUGAGAUCAGGAGAAAAGCAAAGAACUCCAGCAUGGUGUGACAGAAUUCUAUGGUAUGGAAAGGGAGUGAGGCAACUGUCCUAUUUUCGCAGUGAAAGUAAAUUCUCUGAUCAUCGACCAGUCUCUGCUCUAUUUUCUAUACAGGUGGAAGUUGUUAAAUCAAGCAAUCCAAGAGUUAUAGCAAUGCAAACAAUUCUUCCCAGGACAUCAACAAGCAAACCAUCAAUACCAAGCAACAGUGAUGAGGAAGCGAAAUCUACUUUGCUAUCGUUUAUUGCUAAGGAUAUGGAACUUAAAGCACCAUUAACAUAGAAACGCGAAGUAUAGAAAAAGAGGAAGGAAGCGGGACCCUAAUGAAUCUUUUCAACGCGAGGCUGUAAAGUGUCAAGUGUGGUUCUUAAGCUUCUCAUUCGCUAUUGAUAUCUGAUUGUGCUAUCAACAUCUCAAAUGCAGCAAAUAUAGGAAGUAUACUUACAAAAUCUCAGUUCACCUCAUUUGUCUGAGGAAUUCCACUCAGAUUCUCCACAUUGUCUAAAUGACAAUGGGGACAAAUGCAUCUCUUCUGCAACUCCUCACCCAGUAAAGCACAAGUCUGUUCCAAUUCAGAAGUCUGCUUGUUUCCAGUCAAAGGCACAUGUUUUGUUUAUUCUCAUCAUAAACAACAUUAUUUUAGUGAUAGUUGAAUC
Messenger RNA from Tripterygium wilfordii, 2221 nucleotides. RefSeq names its product type IV inositol polyphosphate 5-phosphatase 6-like. Gene Ontology annotation, biological process: phosphatidylinositol dephosphorylation. The transcript has 8 exons. The record is from RefSeq and is a predicted model, not a curated record. Bases 399 to 1847 code for a protein of 482 amino acids. Gene Ontology annotation, molecular function: phosphatidylinositol-3,4,5-trisphosphate 5-phosphatase activity; inositol-polyphosphate 5-phosphatase activity; phosphatidylinositol-4,5-bisphosphate 5-phosphatase activity. NCBI's taxonomy places the organism in Eukaryota, Viridiplantae, Streptophyta, Magnoliopsida, Celastrales, Celastraceae.